Molecule: messenger RNA, 717 nt
Organism: Schizophyllum commune H4-8
Lineage: Eukaryota; Fungi; Basidiomycota; Agaricomycetes; Agaricales; Schizophyllaceae
Exons: 3
Coding region: 56-670 (204 amino acids)
Biological process (GO): mycotoxin biosynthetic process
Source: RefSeq, a predicted model, not a curated record
GCUCGUGCAUCUUGAGCUAUACAGUGACUACGAACGGGCGUUUUCGCCUUGCCGCAUGGCCUCUUGCAGGACCUCCGCCAUCUUGGGCGUGCUGCUGCUCCUCGUUUCUCUGGUGAAUGUCACGUUCAUGCUACGGCUGUAUCAUCAGCAUGGGAGAGCAUAUUACUCAUGGCACGGGAGCGACUACCCACAAGAGCUGCCCGCUUACCGCGGCCAGAAGGCCAAAAUGACAAUGCAGGAGUCCGCGGUCUACCCGCUCCUAGGCUACGAUUCAGACGAGAUAUGGACCACCAUCGCGUGCAAGAGCUUCGGGUACGCUCGCUUUGGGCCAGAUGACCGGUUGCUACUGCCCUCGAUGUUCCACGACCUACACUGCCUGAGGAUGCUCAGCUCGGCCUUUGGGCACGCGAAUCCCGCCUGGGCGCACAUCCACCACGUCCGUCACUGUCUUGGCUAUCUCAGGACCUCAAUCCUCUGCCGCCCAGACCUGACGCUCGAGCCUGGCGACUUCACUCAGCGCGACUUCGACGUGGACUGGGUAGGGGAGACGCAUACCUGUCGAGAUCAUUCGGUAGUAUACGACUUCCUGGACAAGAACUUUGACGAUUGGGAGGCGCGCACGAAGGUGAUUCUUGCGUCCGGCGCUGAUAUUGACAACGAUACAGACUGACAGUCGAGCAGAACUCAUCGGAGUCGGAGGCAUAACUGAGUGAGAAC